GGACUGGGGCAGACGGACUGGGACAGACGGACUCUGCCGGAGCCGGCACAGGGGCUGGGAGGGGUGGUGCAGCUGCGAACGAGUGGGGGAAUGAACGGCAAUGGAUGAGGGUGCCAUCAGCGCGGCUGGAAAGCUGUUCCCGAGGCCGAGCUCCCAAAGGAUCUGCCAGCAGCACUCCUGAUGUCUCGGGAGCCAGGUGCUGUUUAUUCCACGCAGAGAGAUGCCGGCUGUGAGCAGGAGGAGAGUGAAUUCUGCUCCAUUCCUGACAUGGUGAAUGAGCCCCAGGAGGACAGAUCAGCAACAGGGAAGAGACACAGAAGAUUCUUGGGUGAAUGGUUCAGGUGCCAUCCCGUGGGCACGGUGGUGCUGAUUCUGCUGCUCCUGGUGCUGGUGCUGGCUUUGGGGGUGACCUUGGCCGUGCUGGCAGGUAAGGGAGGGGCAGCAGCCUGGGCCCAGCCCCUCGGGGCAGAGCGGGCUCCCUGCUCCCUGCGCAGGGGAAUGCUCAGAGCUUCUCCUCUUCCCCCUGCAGCACCACAGGUUCCAGUCACACCUGCGACUCCGCUGUUGGUUCUGGGCUGUCCCCGUGACUGGAUUGGCUACAAUGGGGUCUGCUACUACUUCUCGCGGGAUUUCAGCACGUGGGAGCAGGGUCAGGAACGGUGCUCCGAGCUCGGGGCCUCCCUGGCCAUUGCCAAGGAUGAGGAGGCCAUGGAUUUGCUCUUCCGCCUCCGCGGGAACGGCGAUUUCUGGCUCGGGCUGCGCAGACGGGGCGAGCGCCUGCACUGGGGGGACGGCAGCAGCUACAGCUCCCGGGUUCCUGUCUUUGGCAAUUCCCAGUGUGUGUACCUGGCUGAUGAGAGAUUCAGGAGUGACAACUGCUCACAUCCGCGGCCGUAUGUCUGCAGCAAGGCCCAAGCUCCCCUGUAACAGGGGCUGCACAAAGGACCUUCUCCACACUGGGCAGUGCCAGCUUCACCUCUGAGCCCAGCACAGCGCUGUCCUUCCUCAGCUGCGCCCUGUGCCUUGCACUUCCUCUCAGGGUCACCUCAGUGCCUCUUCAUCCCCAGUGCCAGCGCUGGGCUGGGGCUGCAAAGGAAAAGUCUCUGCAAUCCAUCCUGCCACCGAUGCUGCCUGCAGUGAGUGCAUUGCCCUCAUUAUAUGUGAGAAACAUGGCUCAGUAUUUACACUUUUUGUAAAAGUUCAUAACGGGUUAAAAUCCCACCCUUGGAUGCUUGGCUAUUUGCACACAGUUAACUUAAACUGUGUUUUCCAUAUUUUAGAGCUACAUGCAUAUUUAUACGAGUUUUUCAGAAUUCAGACAUAACUUUGAAUUUACACGUUGUUUUGUUUGUUUUUAACUUUUGACUUGUGUUGCAGUGUGUUGCAAUUUCCUGUUUUAGCCAUCCCAGUCCUUUCCCAGGUGUGGCAAUACCUUCUCCCUUCCCCUCCCCUUGCCUCCUGCUAAGUGCUGUAUGUCAAGCUUAACCUUCCAGCAAGGGUGUCAUGUGAUUGGCAGAAGUUCAAAAGAUGCUUCUCAGCCCUGGGGUCAUUGGCCUGUCUAAGUGUCAUUGUCCCCUGAGACUCCGCCCUUCCCACCUGGUUGGUGGCACACCUAUCCCUUCCCUCCCCCUUCUCCCCGAGCUGAAAAGGACACUGAGACCAUGCAGUCGGCAUUCUGUUGUAGCUGUUACAAGAUUCAGAGAUCUGUGACCAUGGAAUAAAACUCUGGAUUAAACCCUACGGCAGAAUCCAUCUCCUUUUCCUCUUCACCUCGCACCAGAGGUAAUACUGAGUUCCUGCUUGCCUGGACUUGUCCCAAGUGCCCAUCUGCAACAUCCAGCCAGCCAAAGGUGUCUCUGAGGUGAAACACCACAGCUGCCGCCUUUGGUCCAGCAGCAGGGGCCACACGAGCCCAGGCACGUUCCAUCUGGUAAUAUUGGGAUCAUAUUCCAAUGUUUUGGCACCCAACGUGUGGCUGAUCGACUCUGCAGCCCCAAGAAGCUUCUCGGAAUCUCAGAACUUGGGAAGACUUUAAGGCAGCUGAGCAUCCACUGGAAGGGCUUUGGCUGCAUCGCUCUCCAGAGAGACUUUGG
Messenger RNA from Zonotrichia leucophrys gambelii, 2093 nucleotides. RefSeq names its product C-type lectin domain family 2 member B-like. The coding region runs from base 181 to 927 and encodes 248 amino acids. Lineage: Eukaryota; Metazoa; Chordata; Aves; Passeriformes; Passerellidae. The record is from RefSeq and is a predicted model, not a curated record. The transcript has 5 exons.